AUGACUCUUGCAGUUACCAUUACAACCGGAUUUCUUUUGAUAGACGGCGACAGUAACUCCAGUGAAAUCAAAUUAAAUGUUAUUUCUGUUCAACAUGAAGAAAUUAAAAAGCGUGAGAUUACACAAAACCGUUUUCUCAGUACAAGUGAGAAAAAUAAUUUAAAUCAUUCCUUUACACCAAUGGAAGCCACACAAUCUACAUUUGUAAAUCCCUAUGAUAUUAAAAAACUUCUUUUGCUUUUACAGGAACGUCCUGUCUCUUUACAAGCUGAACUUGCCCAAAAACUCGAUCUUGGUGUGGCAUACUAUAUACCCAUUAAGGAUGAGAAAUCGUGUUGUGGAAAACAAAUGAAAAGACGAUCAAAGAAUAAAAAGAAUAAGAAGAAAAAUAAGAAUAAUGUUCGUCAUCGUAUUAUGGCAUAUCAUUCACUUCCACACCCAACUUGUCUUGCUGAAUUAAUUUUUCGUUAUUUUAAAGAUAUUGCUGAUGAGUUAACAGAAGAAAAACUAAAUAACACAGAAAAGGAAAAUGAGUUUUUGCGUGAGGGAAUGGGACGUAAGAUGUUCCACAAUAUUAACCUACAGGACGAUAAUGGAAUAAAAAAUGAAUCAUUCCCAUUUUUACCAAACUCUACAGUUAAACUGAAGAGAUUUAUGCAAACUUUCAAUUUACAUUUAAAAUCAAAAUCACGUUUUAAUAAUACUAUGGCUCUUAGUUCAUGUUGGAAAAUGGGAGGUGUUAUCCCAGGUUCCUCACGUCACCCAAGUGAUGCUGUUUUCUUUGAUAUAGCGGAUGUAUACUAUGCUGGUGGAAGAUUUAUCUUGUUUAUAGAAGAUAAUAUUAUUUAUACAAAUUCAAAAAUACCAUGGACUUCUUCUUUUAAAAAAAGAAGAUGGCUCUUAAGACAAGAAAUUUUUACCGAUACAGAGAUAAAAGAGGUCAUGCAAGAAAGUAUUAUACCGGCUUCUAAAGUAGCAAAAGUAUUCCCAUUACGCCUCGCAAAGGUGAUAUUACAUUUUGGUAGUGUUUAUCCAUUUGUAAAAGGUAGUUGGCCUCAACAUACACGUGAUACCUUACCCCUUUUUGUUGUUUUUACUAAACCUUUAUCGCAACACCGAUUGGAUUCUAUAGAAAAUAAUUUGGAGCGAUAUACGGUAGGUUACUAUCAGGAGGCAACAGACUUUCAAGUACCACAUCAUACUCUUGUAGAACUAGUAAUAACAAGCUUUAUCGCACAACAGCAUUUCUUACGUAUAAAUAAAAAAAAUUUACAUCAAACUAAUCAAACAGGAGGACAUGCAUUAAUGAUAACAUCAAGACCAUACUAUACUCAUGCUAGUUCCUAUAGUCCACUAGGUUGCCGUCAGUCGUUUGAGCGUUGUUUAUUAAAUGGACCUUGGGGUAAUAUGUAUAUGGGUCAAUUACAUUAUCUGUCAGCAUCAGUGAAGCAUAUAAAUUGUUCAAUUUCCAAGAAACAAAGUCAAGAAUGUUUUGAGACGCAACUUUUUUCAACAUUUCAAUUUUACAAUCAUAAUCAUAAUUUAAAUUUUCAAAAACGUUGGGUAUAUGGAUUACGAUCAAACGAAACACAAUUUAGCUAUGCAAAGGAGAAUGAUAGAAAUAAUUGGAAAUUUAAUAAUUCAACUAACACAUAUCAUAUUGGAAAUAUUAUAGAAGUUUCUAAUACAUAUAAGGACUAUUUUCAAUCCAGUAUUAAUAUUAAUGAAACUGUUUUUCAUCUUGAGCACCUUCUCAUUGGUUAUCCGACUCACUGUGAACCACUUCUAGGAUUGGAUCCUGUCUAUGCAGACAUUAUACAUUCACUUUUUCGUCCUUUCUUUUCGGGUUGUAAUUACUCUACUUUUGAGGAAUUUCUUGAAAAUAUGCUGCAAGAUGAUAAAAAGAAGGAAUUUGCUACGAAGCCUUCUUUAAAGGAAUGGAAACAAUGGAUUGCAUUAUUUUAUUUUAGUUACAAUGAUUGUCAGGAACACUUGUCGCUUUUUCGAAAAUUUCACAUAUCAAAAGCCGUCUUUGAUGUCCUAAAAGAGGAAGGAAAACUAUUAAGUGAUAUUCAGAAACCAAACAGUACAUUUAGUUAUAGUAAUAACCAAUAUGAGAAAGGAACAAAGGUAAUGCUUUCUCUCUCAGAAAAAAAAGAACCUGGAAAUAUAAAUGAUCUUAUUAGCUUUUUUAUCGUUCAAGCGAGUCAUGAUUUAGUUAAUACCAUCUCUCUUGGGAGUACUAAUACUAAUACUACUAAUACAAUACAACUGAGUGAUGCAUUUCGUUUCAUCUUGGGGAAUCCAACAGUAAAAAUAACAACAGGAAUCAAGGAAGCAACUCUUAAAGGAUUUUCCAAUGAGACGACUACUACUACUACUACGAUUGCAACUGAUUAUUGUAGUAAUGAUGUUUUUAUUUUCUAUUCUUCUCGUAGUGGUGAUUGGGCACGUGACGUAGUUAAUGACUACGUGUUGCUACCAAAGUUACCAUCUGAUGUAGAGGCAGAACUCAAUAAAGAUAUCCCUUUUGUUUCCAAUAAUAAGUGUCAACCGAGACGUGUGUAUCUGCGAAUGAAUCGCUUCAAUCAGACAUUAUCAUUUGGGAAGCAACUUUUUUCACAGAUGGAAGCACAUCGCACUACUAUUUUUAUUGGAGCACCAGGGGCAAAUCUACUAAAUAGCCUCUUUUUGCGUCCACAUGUUGGAGUUAUAACGUUCUCAUGGGGUCCAACCAUUGGUCAAGUGUUUUAUCCCACUUCCGUGUUCCCACUCUAUGAUAAAAACUUCUGUGAGAAUAAUAAUAAUAAUAAUAAUAGUAACUGUAAUGGUGGGGAAAGUUAUGGGUACCAGACAAGUGGACUUUUAUGGCGUAGUGUCGCUUUAAAGCAAAUUUGUAAUCAUAAAAUUCGUUCAGGAAAACGAUGUCGACUGGGUGCAGAUAAUGUGAACAACUUGUUUAUCGGUAAUGCUGAGUACAAACAACUCGUAAAUGCAGUAGUAGAUAUUGUGCGGGAACAGGAUAAAAUACGACGAGGGAUGUGUUGA
This is a messenger RNA of Trypanosoma theileri, 3048 nucleotides long. Its product is annotated as putative membrane-associated protein. Bases 1 to 3048 code for a protein of 1015 amino acids. The record is from RefSeq and is a predicted model, not a curated record. The transcript has a single exon. NCBI's taxonomy places the organism in Eukaryota, Euglenozoa, Kinetoplastea, Trypanosomatida, Trypanosomatidae.